Messenger RNA from Candoia aspera, 4035 nucleotides. RefSeq names its product 3-oxoacid CoA-transferase 1 (gene OXCT1). Bases 70 to 1659 code for a protein of 529 amino acids. The transcript is spliced from 17 exons. The record is from RefSeq and is a predicted model, not a curated record. NCBI's taxonomy places the organism in Eukaryota, Metazoa, Chordata, Lepidosauria, Squamata, Candoiidae. Gene Ontology annotation, molecular function: succinyl-CoA:3-oxo-acid CoA-transferase activity. Gene Ontology annotation, biological process: ketone body catabolic process. Gene Ontology annotation, cellular component: mitochondrion.
CGCUCUCCAAGGCCGCCGCUGCUCGCCCAGCUCCUUCCUCCUCGCCCUGCACGCCGCACAAGCUCGAAGAUGGCGGCCCACCAUCUCCUCGCCCGGCUGCACCGCUGCCUUUUGCCCGCCGCUUCCCGAUGGGGGUCCGGGCGCAGGGCGGUGCCGCUCGGUCUCGGGGUGCAAGCGAAGACUUGUGGCUGCUAUUUUUCAACCAGUUCCUGUCACAAUACCCAAUUUUAUACUGAUCCAGUAGAAGCAGUAAAAGACAUACCCAACGGGUCCACUCUCCUUGUUGGUGGUUUUGGGCUCUGUGGCAUUCCGGAAAACCUCAUAGGAGCUCUGUUGAAGACUGGAGUAAAAGGGAUUACCGCUGUCAGUAACAACGCAGGAGUAGACAACUUUGGGCUUGGACUUCUGCUUCAAAGCAAACAGAUCAAGCGUAUGGUGUCAUCCUAUGUUGGAGAAAAUGCAGAAUUUGAGCGGCAGUAUUUAUCUGGCGAACUGGAAGUUGAGCUUACGCCGCAGGGCACCCUUGCUGAGCGGAUCCGAGCAGGAGGAGCUGGCAUCCCGGCUUUCUUCACAAGUACUGGGUAUGGGACAUUAGUGCAAGAAGGAGGGGCCCCGAUCAAAUACAACAAGGAUGGCACCAUUGUCCUGGCCAGUGAGCCAAGAGAGGUGAGGGAAUUUGAUGGUCGGAACUACAUUAUGGAGAAAUCGAUAACGGGAGAUUUUGCACUAGUAAAGGCAUGGAAGUCUGAUCGUGCUGGAAAUAUUAUCUUCAGGAAAACUGCAAGAAAUUUCAAUCAGCCUAUGUGUAAAGCUGCCAGAACAACAGUGGUAGAGGUAGAAGAAAUUGUUGAUGUCGGAUCAUUUGCCCCUGAAGAUAUCCAUGUCCCCAAAAUCUACGUCCAUCGUCUCAUCAAAGGGGAAAAGUAUGAAAAAAGAAUUGAGAGAUUAUCACUUCGCAAAGCUGAGGACACCCAAAGCAAACAGAAGAAAAGUGGUGAUAAUGUAAGAGAAAGGAUUAUCAGGCGGGCAGCUCUUGAAUUUGAAGAUGGCAUGUAUGCUAACUUGGGUAUUGGCAUUCCCCUGCUUGCCAGCAACUUCAUCAGUCCGGAUAUCACAGUGCAUCUACAGAGUGAAAAUGGAGUCCUUGGUUUGGGACCCUAUCCAACUGAAAAUGAAGUUGACCCUGACCUCAUCAAUGCAGGUAAAGAAACAGUCACUGUAUUACCAGGUGCUUCGUACUUCUCUAGCGAUGAAUCUUUUGCAAUGAUUCGAGGAGGACAUGUUGAUCUGACUAUGCUUGGGGCAAUGCAGGUAUCUAAAUACGGUGAUUUAGCCAACUGGAUGAUUCCUGGAAAGAUGGUGAAAGGGAUGGGUGGUGCCAUGGAUUUGGUGUCCAGCUCAAGAACUAAAGUAGUAGUGACUAUGGAGCACUCAGCAAAGGGCAAUACCCACAAAAUACUGGAAAAAUGCACUUUGCCAAUUACAGGGAAAGUGUGUGUGAAUCGCAUCAUAACAGAAAAGGCUGUAUUUGAUGUCGAUAAGAAACAAGGACUGACGCUGAUCGAAAUCUGGGACGGCAUGUCUGUAGAUGAGAUUAAAAAAUGCACUGGUGCUGACUUUGCUGUGUCACCAAACCUCACACCAAUGAAACAGAUUUGAACCUGAAAUGUAGACUGGUCCUUUCCUCCAUGCUUCCAGGGAAGGGGAAAUCAAAUGUCUGUUUUUGCAUUUAUGCAUUAUUAAGAAGUCUUUGUAAAGUAGUUUUUGUUUAACUAGUUACCAUCAAGCUGACUUGUAAGCAUUUAUUCGUAUGCAACAAUACAGUACAGCUUCCAAAUUUAAAAUUUCGUUUGGUACUUAGAUAUUUUUAAUUAAAGUAUUGCAGGUUUGACAGUUUAUAACAGUAGCAGAGGAAACGGCUCAGUUGAGGUGAUCAUCUCUUGGCUUCUUAAGCUGAAAUAUGCACAGACUUUUCCCUACGCAUAGAACUGCUUUGUAUAACUGCAGUUAGGUUAUACAGUAGUUACCAACUUCAGAACAAGCCAGCCAUUUUCAAUGCCUCUGAACGUGUCCAGGGCCAUAUAUGACUCCUUUUGAGCUAAGGCUACUUUUACAUGCCGAAGAACAAUUUGAAGUGCCUGUACAUUAGCUACUACUACUACUACUACACACACAUUCACACAGAGAGAGACACACACAGACAUAGACAUGAACACAAAGAGGCACAUAUUGUUUACCUAAAACUUGUGAAUCACCAGAACUUUGGUGGAUAUUUGGAUGUUAUAUUUUCAGGAUUGCAUAGCUAAAAAGCUACAUAUAGGCUGUUUAUAUUCUCUGAUGAAAAAGCAAGCAUUUUUAAAUCUUCAAGUUACCAAUCCUGCGAAACACAAAAAUGGGUUUUGAUGGCUGGAGUGUAUAUUUGUUUGUUGAGAUCUCAGAACCCCGAAAGACUUGGAAAACUUGUUUCCAAGAUUUGCAGUAAUAUGUGGCUUCUGUUCUGUGGAACUUACAAGCACUUCCUGAUGGGCUAUUCCAAUAGCACUUACUUGCUGAAAGCAUGAAUAUAUACAUUAGUAAUUAAAUGUCUGGCAGGAUAAAAGAUGCAAAAUAAAUUGGGGAGAAAAUUGCCUAAUUUGCAGGAAUAAUACUGGCUGCAACAUCUGACAGUCCUUUUGUUUGGAUUGAUUUGGCACAGGAUUCUGUUUAUUUAACUGCCUAAUACGCACAGCCCUGAAUUGCGUAGGAAAUGUACAGUGAAUUGUCCAGCUUGCACAUAGCAGACGUUGUGUUGCAAUGGAACUUUGAUGGUCAUGGUGCUGUUAGGAUAACUUCCUUCUUCUUACCAACCUUAUUAUGUUUAUGCCCUUGCACAUAUUCAUACAUCUAAUGUGUGAAUAAUAACACAAUCAAUUGUUCACAUAGAUUUUUAAUCACAUCAAUAUAUGUGCCAUUUGGAAUUUGACUUUUUCCUGUAUAUUUUCAAAUAGAAAAUAACAUCUACUUUUUGAGACAUUUCGAAAAUAACUUUUCCCAGGUCAAAGCUUCUUUCCUCAUUUCGUUUUUUCCUACCUAAUCACUGUCUGCAGGAGCAUUAAAACUUGGGCAGAUCAGUGGCAUUCCAGAUCACACUGAGAUGUGCCCUUACCUUUUUAUGUGACAGGGCAAGUGAAUCAGGGUGGUUUUUCAGUAACCAGUGCCUACCUGGGUGGGCAAUCAGUUGUACAUCUUUUUUUCCUUUCCAAGAAGCCCUUCUAACCUGAAAUACAGAAAUUAAGGGGCAACAUCUAAGCAAAGAUUUUGGAAAGUGGGAACUGAACUUUUUCAUUUCUGUGUGAUGUAGGAAGCUUUGGGUGCCUGCAUAUGGGCUAGUGAGCAGCUAGCGUUAUUUGUUACCCAAGGGGGCAAUGGGCAUUUUGCAGCAGGAGGAGACAGUGUUUAGGGGGAAAACAUGACGGAUGCUGAAAGGUAUUAAGAAUAUUCAACCUCUUCCACCUGAACCCAGAGAUCAUUACGAAACCAAUAGAAAGUAGCUUGAGGGCAGGUUCAAAGGAAGCAAUCUGUGCACAAAGAAUAAUUAACAUGUGGACACUGCCACAGGAUAGAGGUGGCUUUUGGCAUAGUUGGACGUAAGUAGAGAGAAGAGAAGUUCAUGGAUAACUGGAUAGAUGGUUUCAGCUCCUAAUGGCACCAGUAGAAAUGAGUAAUUUGCAGAUGGUUGUGAAGCUGUUACUGUCCAAGCCAUCUGGAAGUUAGGGAAAGAUGCAUGUAACAGAUAACAUGUGAGAGUUCAUCCUUAGUCUGGUCCAUCAAGGGUCAGUUUAUCCAGAGACCCUUUCUGAUUGUACACCAGGACUUCUGCCCUUAAGUGGAAUUUUUUUGUUUUUGGCCCUGCCCUGCCCCGCUUUGUGUUUUGUCAAAUGUUUCAUUCUGCCCAUUGAUAAGGAAUAAAAGUGAGCUGACUAAAGAAGGUACUGUAUACUGUAUGUCUGAUCUUUUCUAUGUAACUUUCAAAACAAUAAAACAAAGUGUAUAAUG